Molecule: messenger RNA, 7624 nt
Organism: Coturnix japonica (Japanese quail)
Lineage: Eukaryota; Metazoa; Chordata; Aves; Galliformes; Phasianidae
Source: RefSeq, a predicted model, not a curated record
CACACAGUGACUGAGAAGUGGGUCAGUCAAGUAGAUAUGAGGUGAAGAAUUCUUUCUUAAUACCCAGCCUGAACCUCCCCUGGUGCAAUGUAAGGCCAUCACCUCUCAUCCUUACGUGAGAGCAGAGGCCAACCCUCACCUCAGCACGGCCUCCUUGAAGGAGUUUGUCAUGGUUUAAUAACCAUGGUUUAAACCGUGACAGAGUUGUAGAAAGCCAUAAGGUCUGCCCAGAGCCACCUCCUCCAGACUAAUAUCCAAAUGAAACAGUGGAAGUCCGGAAGCUGCCCAGGUAAACGUUUAAAAAGCAUUAAUUGGAAAGUAGUUCUGUGCAGUCCCCAGUGUUGGUACAGCUCUGAUGCUGCAACUAAUGUAUUGGAAGAUCAGGUAUAGCUGUUGUCAAUAGGAUUCACAGUUAACACACGUUACAUGAUUACAAGUGAUCAACACUUCUAAUGUGUCUGUAAGUGCCCCAGAAUGGUAAUAAAGUGCUCAGUGAAGUACGUUAACUGAACUCAGAGUGACAGCACUGACCAUAAGGCAGGGAACAGAAGGGAGUGCAACAGAAAAUCUGUGUAACCACGGUGUGCAACACGGACCUGAUACAAAUCUCUCUUGUUCUUUUAAGUCUGUUAGUGUACAGUAAAUAGAACCUGCUCUAAGGAUAAGGCGGUGCUUUGUUGACUUGGUUAACUGAAGUCAGCUGAUUUCUUGUAAUGCUUAGGAGUCCUGCCUGGAAUCUACACUGGCACAGAUUCAGAGACUUGCCCUUUAAACUGCGUAAAGAUAUUUUGAAUAACUCUAUAGUUGUAAUUGUGCCUUCAGUAUCUCAGUUACAGCUUAAUAUUCAGAGGAACCAAAUGCUUGAAGAUAUUGAUUAAGAAUGAUUUUUCCCUCACUUGUAUUAGAUACACAGAUGCACUUUGAUGGGAGAUCAGUAAAAUGCUUAAAUUUUAAGGAGAUAGAUUGGCCAAAUUACAAAGUUACUGAAUAGAUAAAUCUCUAUUAUUGCACAGCUCUGUGUAGAUCUCUGACAUGCUUGCUGGACAGUUCUUCAACCACAGCUUUCAAUGGCAAAGUCUACUUCAUCUUUUGUCACAGACGCUGUGGUUAAGUGGCUUUUGCUAUGUUUGCUUGUGUUUGUUCUUAUUUAUUCCAAAUUUGUAGCUUUGAAAGGGAGAAAUAAUCUUUCUCAGGAAAAAGAAUACAGACAAAAAAAAAAUUUAAAAAAAAAUCAUUAAAAAAGAGAAGUGAAAAAGAGCUCCUAACCUGGUUAUGCAGUGAAGAGAGAAACCUCUGUUUACAACUCUUGAUUUGUUUGACAUAUGGAUUGCUGUGAAGCAGGCCAGUACUGCGCUGUUUCUGCUCAAUAGUGUCUUUCCUUAAUUUGCUCAUCUUUUUUCUGGUUCAUUGGAUAGCUUCCACUCCCUGAAAUCUUGAACUCGAUCACAGAGAACUUGACGAGCUAUCGGAGGAAUCCGUGCUGUUUCUUGUCCUAUGAGCCUGUUUUCAAUGGAGUCUGUGCUCAGGAAGAGACCACAAUUUCUUCAUCUGCCCCAAAGAUGCCAAAAUCACCAAAUAAAGGAUAGAACAGCUUCAAAAAAAGGCUUUGAGAGCUCCAUGUCCCUCUCAGCCAAGCAGCCCUUAGGUCACACUGCGGAGCUGUAGAAACAUGAACCUGAAGAAAUCUGUGUGACUCUGUGAUCAUCAGAUUCACUGGCUGCUGUUACAAGAAAAUGAGCACAGCUACAGGAGUGAAAGUAGCAGUGAGAACAUCAGUGGGACUUGCGCAGCUACUCUUAAUUGUGAUAAAACCUGCAAUGAUGAUGCUGCAGUGGAAAACAAGACGGACAGAUCUAUCACAUCUUCCAAAGAAUGAGUACAAGUCAUCUCAGGAAUGUUCUCCACUUUUCAUGUGUCUCCAUUGUUCCUACAAUGCAAGUAUAAGAAGCUACACUUGCCCUUCUGGAGCUGCUAUAUGCGGGUAGCACUGACAUGUCAGUAACUUGCAUCACAGAUAAAUGUGUUUGUUUAUCAACACAGCUUAUCUGCCCAAGAAUUCUCUUUAAAUAACACAUACACUAAAGUGGAUAAGUGAUGUGAUGUAGUCAGGGUGUCUCUCUUUAGGGAUCACAAUGGUAGCUUUUUCUGAAAGUCCAAAGGAAAAGAAAUCUAGAAAAUUCUAAACAGUGGCAACGUGAGAAGCAAUGAAUAGCAAAAAUAUACAGUCUGGCUUAGUUCUCCUUUUUCAUAUGCAUUGUUUGUGUUAUGAUAUGUUUCAAAGAGGAAAGUUAGUUAGAAAGGAGAACUUAUGCUUUUGAUUUCUUUGUUGAGAGGAAGUCUCACUUCUAAGUAAAUAUCAAUCUACAUGAAUUUUGAAAUCCAAAUAGCCAUAGUAAUCUUGGCAAUUAAUUUCACUAUUUUUCCUAGGGGUGUGAAGCAGCUGGAAUGUACCAAUGUAGGCCAGCCUUUGGUACCUGGCAUUGCGAUGUGUCAUGAGCCUUAGCAGAUUUUACCUGUGUCAAGAUGACAACAAGAGACAAAUCAUGGAUUCAGCAUCUGUGCCUGAAAAUGGCUAUCUUGAUUUGCUGCUUUGUGAUAUUGAUCCAGUGCAUCUAUUUACAUUCUCAGAUCCUAAGUCAUCUGGAAAUGAAGUCGAAUUUUUUGCAGAUCCUGAAAUUGAUACCUGCAACUAUGAACAAUUUAAUAAUAUGGAUUUCCUGUGUACGGUGGAAAAUGAAGAAAAUGAGGAUGAAUUGUAUCUCUCUUCCAGUGCCAGAGAUGCUUAUGCUAGAAUAGCUGAAUUAGCAGAAUAUGUACUCAAGGAUCCGCAUGAGAAGCAGGUGGAAGAUGCUUUUGCAGGGAGCCUUAUUUUGGAUGAAAUGGCUCUUGAAAACACUGAGAAAUUCACUGACGUAAAGAUGCAGAAAUGUCACAAAAGAAGCUCUGCAGAGAAUUGCUCUGAUGCUUCAGAACCUAAAUACAAGAAAAUUGUGGAUGCCCCUGCAGUACCAACAGGGAAUGGAUGUUUCCUUACGAUGUCUCCAUUCAGCCAUUCAUCUGACUGCACCUCACUAACUCACCAGCACAUGUCCUUUUCAGUUCCUGCUAUCAAUGCACUGGGAAGUUUUGUAAUUCCUGAGUGUCUGCCACUUAGCAUGAAAGACAACAGAGAGAACAUAGACUUUGUGGAUCCUGCUCAGCAGAAAAUUAAUCAUUUUCUUGGAAAUGGCACAUCUAAUGCUAUAAAAUAUCCAGCACUGAAUUCCUCCUCUGAAUUAAUGGUAUCCCCAAGUUUUCAAGUUAAUUUAAAUGGCUUAGAAAUGUUCAAAGAAGCCCAAGUUCCAGUAAUUCUUUCUGAAGAAACUUCAAGAAGACCAAGGUCGGUGGAAGCUUUUUGUACAUCGCUUAUGGAUUACUUCCGAGAUGUAUGCAAAUCUGUGUCUGUGGAGCGUGAAAUGUCUCUUGAUCACAUGUAUGUUGAUGGUACACUUAGGCAAAGCCAAAUUGAAACCAAGCCUGGGAAGAACAGUGUAAAAUCAGCGGAAAAGGAUUCGGUAACUUACAGUGAGCAAGGGAAGGAAAAGACAGUCCUUGAAAGAGACCAAAUAUUUGAAAUCCCAGGAGGCAAAGAGUUAGAGACUAAAGUGAUUGUGGUGCUGGGAAAAGCAGGAAUGGGCAAAAGCAUUCUUGUUCAGAAGAUCUGCCAGGACUGGUCCAACGGCGAGUUUCCUCAGUUUGAAUUUGUCUUUUGGUUUGACUGCAAACAAAUAAGUUUGCCUGAGAAGUGGUACAGCUUGAAGGAUCUACUUCUUGAUUUUUUUGUAAAACCUCAGGAGGGAAGCAAAGAGAUCUUCGAGUACAUACUUCAAAAUUCUACUAAGGUCCUUCUGGUUUUUGAUGGUUUGGAAGGGUUGCAUGGCCAUGAGAAUUUUCCUCAUUGUGCAGCCAGCCACCCUAUCAAAGACUUGUGCCGCGUGAAGGAGCUGCUUUCAGGUCUCACCCAAAAGAAGAUACUCAAUGGCUGUACGUUAUUACUUACAGCAAGAACAAAAGAAAAGGUGUGCCAGUAUGUGUCCAAAGUGGAUAAGACUAUUGAAAUAGUAGGAUUUUCCCCUUGGCAGAGAGAACUGUACAUAACCAAAUAUUUUGAAGGAUUAUCCUCAUGCAAUAAUGCACUGGAUUUAAUCAAGGAGUCUGAGUACCUCUUCAGUCAUUGUUACAGCCCUGUUAUGUGUAGAUUUGUUUGUUUUCUCUGUGAGACAAUACUUGAAAUGGGAGACCAAGGCCUUCCUUCAACUCUUACUACACUCUUCCUGAAAUUUGUUCAGCAAAAAAUAACGCCUACACAGAAAGAUGUUACAGAUGUUACACUUGCACACAGUCAAGAGAAUCUUGCUUUGCUCGCCUGUAUUGCCUGGUGUCUUGAAGAAAAGCAACAAAGUGCCAUGAAGAGUGAUCUUCUUCCUUCUAUGAAAGUUAAAGAGUUUGCUCUGAAGAACGGAUUUUUCCUGCCAUUUGCAUUCCCCAGACAUUCAGGUACAGGAGAAGAGGAAUAUGGGACUAUGUUCUCUGAUUUUGUCAUUCAGAAUUUCUUGGGUGCACUUCACCUUAUACUAGCAGAAGGCAUCAAGGACAAAAGUCUAAUAAAGUACCUGUCUUUUCCAUCCAAAAAGAAGAAACCUUAUGACUGGUUACAUUUAGUGCCUCGGUUUUUGGCUGGGCUGUUAUUCCUCCAGGAUGACACUUACUUCUGCUCCCUUUUAAACAAAGGUGUAAAAAAAUCAACCAAGAAGCAGAAAAUGCUGCUGAAAUAUAUUAAAAGGUUGCAAAUAAACAACCUCUGCCCAGAGAGGUUACUUGGGCUUUUGCACUGUAUUUAUGAAACACAAAGUGAUUAUCUCCUGCAGCACGUGGCCUUAAGACUCAGGCCAGACUUAUCCUUUCUGGGCGUUGUUCUUACACCACCUGAUGUCCAUGUUCUGUCCUCUACUUUGGAAAGGUCAAGAAAAGAAUUUUCCUUGGAUUUGCAAAACAGCAGUAUUGACAUACAUGGGCUAAAAAACUUGGUUGGCCUGAAGAAUGUGACAUCAUUCAGAGCCUCCCUCAGUGAUACAAUCAGGCUGUGGAAAUAUUUAGAACAGACAAAAGACUAUGAACUGCUAAGAACAUCAACAGAAAAAUUUGUUCUUGAUCCCUUUAAGGCAAAGACAAUGAAAGACAUCAGUGACCUCUCUGACCUUGUAGAAGUGCAGAAGUUAAUAAUCAACUGUGUGCAAGAUGCCUCUGGUUGCAGCAGUUAUGAAAUUCCUGCCAUAAAAAAUCUGAAAAAACUAGAAUUUGCUCUGGGUCCUGCGUGUGGCCUUCAGGGAUUCCUAAAACUCGUGGAAAUUCUUGCAUCAUUUCCAUCACUGCAGCAUUUAGACCUUGAUGCUCUGAGUGAAAAUGGUAUAGGAGAUGAAGGAGCAAAGAGUCUGUCUGAAGUUUUUCCAACACUGACGUCACUGGAAACAUUAAACUUGUCACAGAAUAAGAUAACAGAUGUGGGCGCGGAGAAACUAGCUACAGCUCUGCCCUACUUGUCUUCAUUAACAACACUAAGCUUAUACAAUAAUAGCAUUUGUGAUUUCGGAGCGGAAAACCUUGCAAAAGUCCUUCCUGCAAUGGCUUCCUUAAGAGUGCUAGACAUUCAGUAUAACAAAAUAACUGGUGUUGGAGCCCAACAGCUGACUGACAGCCUAAAAAAAUGUCCCCAUAUAAAAAAUAUAGUGAUGUGGAAUCCUACAAUUCCAUAUGGAGUUCUUGAACACCUUCAGCAGCUGGACUCUAGGAUCAGUGUGUAGGUUCAGAUGAUCCUAUAAAGGUAACAUAAAGAAGAGGGGAGGAUCUGUUCUGUGUUUUCCUAUCUUGCUGCUUUAUGAAGCAGGAAUUAAAUGCCAACUUUUGGGAUAGUGGCAACAUGGAAGAAGUCACACAGAACCUUCUGGGUGAUGCUGGAAGUGGGUGAAUGGUGGAGUUCACAUAUUUUUAAGAGGUCAUUUAAACUGCUUUUUAAAAACUCAGUUGCGUCUCCUUUGAACUGAUGAACAGUUAAGUAACACAUUUCACAGAAGAACAACUGGAUAAUUUUCACAAUUAAAAGUGAACAAGAGUCACCAGCUAAUUGGCAGUAGAAAAUUCUAUCACUGAUUCAUCGAAGUGUGCUACAAGCUGCUGCACCUGCAAUAUCUGAAGUCAUGAGAGAUGAAAACUACUUGUUUUGUGGUGCCAUUGAUAAGCACAAUUACGUUUGUUUUUAUUUUAGACUACUAAAGUUGAUGUUUUCACCUGUAAAUCUGGAUUAAAUGGAAGUGUCUGGGUCAGAAGUGUAAAAAUGAGCUGGAAAACAGUCUGAAAUUGGGAAUCUAGAAGUGGCUCUUUUCUUCGUGUUCAUUACCAAUGCUGUCUUUAGAAUGGUAUUUUUUAUCAAAUAACUGUCUUGUUACAGAUUCCUUCAAAAAGAUUGGAGGGAGAAAAGAGACGAAUUAAAACUGAAAAACUACCAGGGAUUUUUCUGAUGAUGUGACAGAAAUCCAAUUAUACACAAACAGCUCCAGCCCAGUGCGCAAAAAUCUUCAGAGUGACAUAAAAUGUCACUUAAAUGCUUAAAUGUUUUUACUGUCACAAAUGGAAACUUCACAAAUGUGAGGUCUUUUCUGAUUUUUAGUGAAAGAAUUUCACUCAAUGUAAGCUAUUACAAAAAGAGAUUGGUUUGCAAAGUGUCAGCUGAAGCAUUUGUGCAUGAAAUUCUGAGGAACUGAAAACAAAUGUUGGACUUUUGAAGCCAAUUUUUCUUCUCAUUCGUAUACCUGAAUUGAGAUUUAAUUGUCACCUGCAAGUGUGAGACUAAAUGCACAAAUAUCUAUUUUAUACUUGCAAAUGAAAUCACUACUUUGUGUUGUUGACAUGGUCUGCUUCUGCAGAGUUAUGAAGAAUUAGGCAAUGACAGGAAAUCAUGUGUUUCAAAGAAUUAACCUGGAUCUGUUUUGCUGGCCUCAGUGUUAUUUGAGCCAGAUCCUGGUCCUACUAAAAGCAAUAGCAAAACAGUAGUCUCCUUUUCCAGCCCCAGGGAGGUAAUAAUACAGGAAAGCAAGGUGAAAAACACUAUGGAGAAUGCAAUUCUAACUAGAAAAUUAUAUUUUCCUUCAUUAUCUGCUUGUCUUCAAGUUCCAGCCAGAGGUGUGGAAAAAUCUUAUUUACAUUCCUCUCUUUAAGCUGCUUGAAUGGGAAGUAGCUUGAGCUAAAUGCAGUGUGACAUUCCCAUCAGCCUACAACACUCCACUCACACAGAGCUACAGUGAACCCUCCACUUGGCUUCCUCGAACCACGCUUUGGAUGACAAAUGCCCCUUUAGGGAUAUAUUCUGCAGCCAGGCUUCACUGUGACUGAAUCUAAGAAUAUGCUAACUACUAUGGAGGCAGCUGAAUGUUACAGCACUCUGCACUGUUAAAACGGUGUUGGGUAUUCUACUGUUCUCUUAGUGGGAGAUGUAUGCUUAUAAUGUAGAUUGUAAAUUGUGAUGCAGUGUUUUGGUCUUUAUACAUCUUUUUGAAAGUAUUAAUAAAAGUGAGUAUUCCUUUUUGCAGUA